AUGUCUAAACCCUUUGUUAGAAUGCAUGUGAUAAUCUUUUAAUAUACAGUUUCCCACCCCAGAAAGAGGUUUUUAUUAGGCAUCAUGUUAGAGUUGAAAGAAGUGACAACUUUAGUUAAUAACUUUGUCAGACCAAUAGGAGGUAUAGGUUUGAGUCCUGUCAUGUCCUGAAAUUGUAAGUCUUAUGAAGACUACAAAUAUGGGUAAACCGUAAUCUAAUUAUAUUUUACAAAUAUUCUCCUAAACCGGGAAUUUUCUGUGUAACUGUUUGUAAUAUAUGGGGAGUAUUUUAAUGAGAAAAACGCCAGUUUGCGUUAGCUUUUUCUUCAAUAUAGCUGAUGCUGUAAAUGAGCUCAGUACAAGAUUUAAUAGCAAAACAAUCCUCAUCCCACCCAGACAUUCUCUUGUCUUCUUCCAUUAUGGAUUUGAUGUAGUCUGGAGUAUUUUUCUUUUCAUAGACAAAAUGAUCCCUCUGGAAUUGUAUCUCUUAAGCAACCCUCUUGAUAGAGUUAGUAGAAUAGAAGCUGUUUAUUCUGGCUCUCUCAUUCCCUGUUGGGCCAUGUAUGACUUGUUGUAGAAGUAGAUGAAUAAUCAAUGCAAAACACAUUAUUUUCUGCCAAGACUUUCAAAGCAGUUUCUGAAUUGUAAUUCUGACUGUUCAGUGUGAAUUCUUUGUCCUUUCUGCUGCUUAUAAGUGCUGUUUCUGAUUUACAUAGUAAAUUGCAGUGUCAAACACAUGACUUAAAAAUAAUGUAGUUUUCACUUACUCUAUAUUUUUUGCUAAUUUUUGAGCAUGACUAGAACAAAGAGGAUAUACAUUUAGGCCUUAAAUGAAGAGUUGAUUAUGUAAGUACAUCUUUUGCCCUUCAGGUUGUCCUUCUGAAUUCAGCCCUGGUUCUGUCAGUGCCUUAUUAUGUGGUUUUGGAUGUGAUUUACCAUUCUAAUCUGGUUAGGUAGUCAGUAAAAUUAAUAUGAUAAUAUUGACAUUGUACGCUGUGUUAUGAAGAUCGGUGUCCAUUUUAUAGUGUUUUCAUAGUGUUUUGAGACUGUGUAAUCCCCCAUGGAUGCUGCUUGGUUCUUGUUACGGCUUAUUGAAAGAAAGGACAAAAAUCUUAAGUCUAACAGCUAGAAUUUUGACUAGAACUGAUGAUUAUUCUUACUUGUAGUAAUAAUGGUUAAUUUAUUGCAGUAUGGAGUUAACUAUAAGAAUUUCUUUUUAAAUGACAGCUUAUACCCAUGCUAGAGUUGGUCUAUGAAACUUUGUUCUAGUUUAAGUAAUGUGAAGAACGUAUUUUUGGGUGAGAACAAUUAAUUUAGUGAAACAAUAUGAAAAAGUUAUCAACAGGCAUGUACUAUCUGUUCAGCUAUCCUUGAUCACCGUAGAAAAAAUCCAAAGGCUAUUUUGCUUGUACAAAAGAAAGAAGAUUAUGCUAACAUUAUCUGUUGAUGCAUUGCCAAGGACCACCUCAUUCUGAUGGGGCAACUCACAGUAGUAAGCAUUUUGCUUGGCUGUAUUUUUGGCCUGUUGUGGAACCAAGUGAGCCACAGCAGUUACCACACUAUUAAGGAUGUUGCCUAACACUGAAAUGCAGUGCUUGUUAAGAAGAAAAUAGAUGGGUUUCUUUAGAGUGUGUAGGUUUGUAUUCUGGCAGCUUGCUGUGAAGUUUAGGGGACCCCCAAGACUUCUUAAAACGAUGUAGAAGAAGAAAGCUGAGCUGGCAGUGUAGAAAACACUUAACUUGGGCAUCUACCUACCUCUCUCCCUUACUUGGAUAGUAUUGGGCUGGCAAACUUUCCUGUUGACUGGGAGUGGAAAUGUUUCUUUAGACUUGCAGGCAUUUAAAAUACACAUAUUGGAGAGCUGAGGGGUAUCAGAACUCAGGGUUUCAUCCAGGAUCUGGCUGUGACACCUGAGUGUACAUCGUGUUUGUACAGUGCGAAAUGGCCAAGCCCAUCACUACAUGCUACAGUGACUUGAUGCUACUGUCAGGCAGUUCCUUCUUUGGCUUUCUGGUAGCCCUGUACUCUUUCAGCCUAACUGGUAAUCUUGUAGUGUUGUCCUGGCAUAGGAGCUGUGCUUGAGCUGCUUGUGAUCAACAUGUCAGUGAAGAGCAACAAGCUGACUCUCCCAGAUAUAAUGAGACAGGGCCUGGUGUCUAUGGAUAUUAUAUGAUCUGAAUUUCUUAUUGUUCUUUGAAGCUUAGAUGCCAUGCUAGGCAUCUAAAUCUGUCCUGUCCUUCUUAGUCAGUAGUCUGGAUGGAUCCGUAAUUACCCAAGUGUUCAAGGAAUCUGUAGAAAAGCUGAAGACACAAUAAAUAUUAAUUAAUUUCCUAGCUAAAGUAGCUUUUUGGAAUGUUUCCAGCUCUUUGUGGGAAUUUUCUGAGUGAUGAAUCCUACAUGAGUAAUUCUAGCUGUUUAGGGAGCUAGUAAAGAGUAUUAUCUCUUUUAUGUCUUCAACUUCUAUAAGUGCUUUAUGCAAGUUCUCCCUUGUUUGCCUGUAAGCGGGAUGGUCUAGGUGACUGAAUAGUUCUGUGCUGUUUAGUGUGUAGCGGUGGUUAAGCCAGGGUUUCCAAACCUUAGCACUCCAAUAGUGUAAAUUCCUUUCCUUAUAAUAGGAAGAGGGCAAUAGUUGCUACUUUAGCAUGCUGGUAGUGGUCUUUCCUGUAAGUGGGUUACAGCUCUUCAACUGUCCUAAAUUACAUUAGGCUUUACACAUUCAAGGUAAUGGCUGAAUUUUGCAGUAUCAGUGUAGCAAUGGGCUUCAGGCAAUAAGGAUUUUGAAACUGUAUUUAUAGUGGGUGGAAGUGAAAUAAAAUGCGCUUGCCAUUUAAUGCCAACUAGGACCAAUCUCUGGUCUCAGAUAAAGCAAAAAGAAAUGAUUUACAAAUGCCCCAAAUGUGAGACGUACCUAUUAUCCUGUAGGAUUUUGUCUUCAAUCCUGAUAUGGGUAACAUAUAAGGUAGUCUAUAGAAAUUGUGCAAAGGAUGUUUCUAUUAUAGCUUAAUGAAAAAUACAUACAUACACAUAUACAUAUAUGUGUGCAUUUCCUUACUCCAUUUUGUUUCGGGAUAAUAUAUUUUCCUACUAUUGCGGAAGUUCAACAAUAACUGUUGAAAGUGCCUGCAGAAAUAGGAACAGGUCAUUGACCUUAAAGUGAGGAAAAUUAAGACCGUUUGGUAGCAUCUGAGUCUCCGCUUGAAGAGUUCCAUUCCAACUUUCAAAUUUUAAGAUGUUAGAAAGAAAGUAGAAGUUUAAUUGUUUAAACUGACUCUGAAUCCAUUUAGCUUCAUUUCUUCAAAACUCCGUGCUUGAAAGCCAAAAGCCUGGAGCUGCAAUUAAGAGUUUAUCCUGUAAAAUGAUGGUUGAUAACACUACAGUCUAGUCUGCUGAAGACCAUAUUGUGCUGUGUCAGCAGUGCAAAGCAUCUUUGAGUAGACUGAAGCCCAGUGAUGGAAUUGCCUCUUCACAGUAAUUUUAACUUGUCAAAGUGACCUUUUGCCUUGUGCAAUACUUGUCUUUCCCUUCUUUAAAAGGGAGGGUUGUGAUCACAAAAAAGAGAUUUGUGACGAAAUGUGUUUCUAGUAUGCGUAAUUUCCCAUUGGCACAUGUUCUGGAAAGAGUUGAGCCUUGCACUGCGGCAGAGUGGGCCAGAAGCACAAAAGCACAGCUGCGUUUUUGUAGUCCUUCACUAGGGAAUCGGGGCUAGCUGAAUUUCUAUUACAUGGGGGAAAUAAGGGGAAGGAGGUCAAAGUGGUUCUCAGAAGAAUGUGCAGCACAAGCACUGCUUGAGCAGGGAGAAGUGAGGGGUGUGAUAAAUGCAUGAAUAUAUUCUUCUGGAGCUUGGAAAUAGCAAAUGGGAAAGAGCUGUGAAUGAUAUUCUUGUUUUGGUGAAGAGAUGAUUGUACUUUAAUGGUGAAUUGAAUAAUAUAAUGGAUGCAAGGGAAAAUACAGAUAAGAAAAUUAAAGUAGAGGGAAAAGGUGAUUGAAAUGGAAUUGGGACUGUAUAUACAGGCUGUCUUUAUAUGAUUUUGUCAAUAAGAACUUUGCAUGUAGUAUAAUGGUUUGUGAUUAAAACACUGUUAAAUACUUAACUGUUUUCAAAAUGUAGCAGUUAAUAGGUGUUAAUUUUCAGUUAUGUGCUCUAUUAGGUUUAAAUGCAACUUAUCAGAAUUAUUUACUGCCUGUAUGUUGCAAUAUGUAAUACUAGACAAAUAUUUCAUCUAUACUUGAAGUGAGUAUCUACCAUCAUUUUGUUGUUUCCUUUUAGCUCACUUAUGUCCCUUGCUGUUGAUAAAUGCAGUGUGUGGAACUUAAGUGUAGUGUGGUGUUUUGGCAGGAUUUCAAGCAGUUUAACUGUUUACUAGACUGUUACCAUUUCCUGCUGUUCCUGUUUAAUUCGAUUUCUUAUACAAUGUCCAUAAUUGUGGAUCUAAGCAUGUACUAAGUGACAUGGCUAACAUCUGUCAUGUGUGAUUCUCCUUUCUGCUCCCUGGGAGGAAAAUUAUUGAGAGAAAAACGCAAGAGUCUCUAUAUAAACCACCAUCCUCCUGGGCAGUUGAGAAGGAAAUACAGUUCCUGCUCCACUAUUUUCCUGGAUGACAGCACAGUCAGUCAACCAAACCUCAAGUAUACCAUCAAAUGUGUAGCUCUUGCAAUAUAUUACCACAUCAAAAACAGGGACACAGACGGAAGAAUGCUCUUAGAUAUUUUUGAUGAAAACCUUCAUCCCCUUUCGAAAUCCGAAGUGCCACCAGAUUAUGACAAACAUGACCCGGAGCAGAAACAGAUUUACCGCUUUGUACGAACGUUGUUCAGUGCUGCUCAACUGACUGCUGAAUGUGCCAUUGUCACCCUGGUAUAUCUUGAAAGACUUUUAACUUAUGCAGAGAUAGAUAUUUGUCCAGCAAACUGGAAACGAAUUGUACUGGGUGCAAUUCUACUGGCAUCCAAAGUUUGGGAUGACCAGGCAGUGUGGAAUGUGGAUUACUGCCAGAUCCUGAAAGAUAUCACGGUUGAAGACAUGAAUGAGCUGGAACGCCAGUUUCUUGAGCUGUUGCAGUUCAAUAUUAAUGUUCCCUCCAGUGUUUAUGCCAAGUAUUAUUUUGAUUUGCGCUCCCUGGCAGAAGCAAAUAACCUGAGUUUUCCUUUGGAGCCCCUCAGCAGGGACCGGGCGUAUAAACUUGAGGCCAUUUCCCGCUUAUGUGAAGAUAAAUAUAAGGACUUCAGGAAAGCUGCAAAGAAACGGUCAGUCAGUGCUGACAAUCUGACUGUGGUUAGAUGGUCCCCUGCUAUUAUCUCCUAACAGAGGAGACUGGAAUAUUCCUAUGGACGUACUGUUUCAUCCAUCCAUUUUUUUCGGGGUGGGCCGGGGGUGGGGGGACUCAAGAAAAAAAGACUUGUGAUUUUUUUAUUUUUAAAUCUGUCAAGCUGCCUUUACAGUGCCUCCCCAUUGUGUAGCACACGAGUAAAAUACCUAAUGGAAGGAGAAAUGGAGAAAUCGGUGUUUGGGAGAGAAGAUGGGCAAGAGUUUUUUUUCUCACUUUCACUAACAGCUUUACCCUUUUUAUGAGGAUACAGCAAAUCAGAUCCUUGGAAGAAGAAACAAAAAAAAUGAAGUAGAGGCAGAAAAAUAUUUAAGAACUGUGCCAUUUUCUAAAACGCUGUACUCAUGAAGCAAAAUGGCAGCAUGAAAAUAAACUACAUAGUCAAACGACUGUGCACUAGAGGAAUGAAGUUGGGAGAGUUCCAUCCUUAAGGCUUCUCUUAAUAUCUUUUUUUACUUUUUGUUGAGUUCUGCAUUCCUCAUUGCUGCGUCCCAGAAUAAAUUCUGCCCCUUGCACAGCAGCAAAUACAAAGUCUGUAUUUACAGUAGCACAAGCCCCCGAAUAAAUAGUGUUGGGUUUUUUUCACUGCACUUUUCUCUGUAAACUGUCUUAUUAGCAUUAUUCUUCAUAAUUAUUAUGCAUAUGUUAUAUUUCUUGUAUGCCUUUUAUUGUCUUUCAAAAGAGAGAACUUGACCAUAGUGCUGAACCAAAAGUGUGUACAGGGAUCAGAAGAUCUUCGUUAAUUUCAUGAUGUGUUUUAUUUAUAGUAUACUUGGGUGCGUGUGCCUUCCUGAGUUCUUGGAAUCAUUUAUUUUUCCUUAAUAUAAAGAUACAGUUAUUAAAGUAUUCAGAUGAUGAUGAUAAGACUUGGGCCAAAUCUCUGAAAUUUGCAACAGAUCUUGUGAUCCUUUUUGCAGAUUUUCAUAGCAUUAGAAGUUUAGCAGAAUUUGGUUGUUGUUUGUUUAGUUUUUUUUAUGGCCCGACUAGUUCAUUCCUUCACCUCCAGGUCCAUUGUUGCAAGCAAUAUUCUCGAUUUUUGUAUGUUUACUUUAAAUCAAAGUGUGUCUGUUUGUAUAAAAUAAAAAAAAAUAAAAAAAAAAUUGUUCCAGUGAGAAGGCCUCUAGAAGAGCAGAGUGGAAAUCUUAACAAGGUAUUUGUCAAAAGUAUGUUCAAUUUUGAGACAAAAAUACAAACCCUGGUGGUUUUCAGUGUAGGUGCUUACAGAAGUUAAAAAUAACCAAACUGUGAACAUAACUCUAAUUAUUAAGCUCUUCUGUUGUCGUUACUAGUUCCCUCUUACUGUGGCUGUUGUCCCCUUGGAAUCUGUAAGAACAUUUUACAGAAAAUAACUUGUCAGUGUAAUUGCUUUAUUACACCUCACAGUGAUUUCCCCUUCCCCCCCUUUUUUCUUUCCACCAUUUAGAUAGAUAGAUACAGCUGAAAACUCUCAGUUUCCUGAAAUCGUUUCUUUGGACUAUCACUGAAAUGAGUGGCAACAGACAUCCCUGAUUUAUGCACUACUGUGGUAAACCAUAACGAUUCUGCUUUUGUUUUAUUAAGCCCUAUGGGCUUGUUGCAAACCUCGGGGGCCCAGAGAUGCACGCUUGACUUCCAGUGCAAUGCUAAUCAGAUGCCUCCAAGCAGAGAGGCACUGACAGGAUUGAAGUAGUAAUACCAAACAGUUUUCUGUUAACUUUCUAAUGUGAUUUGUGUAGUUUAAGACAUGAAGUUUUUGUCCAUAAAUUCUCCUGAUGUCCUUCGGGCCUUUAAAAUAAUCUAAUUCUCAUUACUUCUUGUUGUGCCAAUGCAUCGGAACUGUGAGUGUCCAAGUCCAUUUUUCCCUUGAAUGUGGAAUGUAAGGAAAGUGUUUAUAACAAUACAAAUGCAAAUUACAGCAUUUGAAACCUCUUUACAUAUAGUCUCAAAAGGAACGUUUGCAGAGCAUUUGAAAUUCAUCCUUUAUAAGUAUAAAUUUAGGCUUUAAAAUACGUAAAAUAUUUUGAUUUAUCAAUACUUUGCUAAACUAUUUUCCAUUUGACUUGAUAUGAGGAAUAUUGGUUUUAUCCAUUUCUGGGUCAUAGAGAUAUGAACUUUGGAUUAUGUAAAGAUCUCAAUGCAUCUACUAUAAUUUUUGUGAAGUUUAUUAAACUACUUUAAAGAUUGUAUAGUCUAUUUAUUGUAUGUAUGUACAUACAGUCUGAUACUUUAAAAAGUGGAUUCCGUAAAACCUGGCUCGGUCUUGUUUAGACUAUUGAAUAUCGUUUUAGCCUUGUGCACUGGACUCUACCUCUGUAUAGGAGAAUUUUCCAUAUUCUUAAUUAGUACCAAUUCUGUGAUUAACUUGGUUAUGUUUCUUGCACUAAGAAUUAAAAAAAAAAUCUGCUGUAAGUGUGGAUUUUUUCUUUGGUUUAAGUUUUGCCGUAUGAAUCCUUUACACUUCGGUGGAUCCUGGAUUUAGAUGUAGAUCUUCUCUAUUUUGUUUCUUUCACUCAUGAUUAUAGAAUAAUUCUUUGAUUUUUCUUCUGGUUUGUUCCAUGGUUGCCAAAAAAUACAGUACCUGUCAGUAAAUAUUAAUGAGUGUCUUUUAUUUGCAAGGUAUCCUAAUACAUGUAAUUAAAAAUGGAUUAUUAUUUAGGAUUAUGUUGUGUUUAGUGUAGUUUUUUAAGCAUUACUGUAUGGAAAUGCCGUUGCAAGGUCAGAGAAUCACCUGAGAUGUGAGAAGGGAGGAGAACCAAGUAGUGUUUUAAUUAACAGCACAAAUACAUUGUGGUUUUCAUUUAGAACCUGAAACUAAAUUUGCUGUAAAUGUUUUCUGGCUUAAGGUUUUCAUUACUGCUUUGGUCACCAGCUCAGAAACAAAAAGGUGUAGGAGAUGUAAUAAAC
This is a messenger RNA of Cuculus canorus (common cuckoo), 8207 nucleotides long. It is a transcript of the gene CCNY, whose product is annotated as cyclin Y. Bases 4466 to 5302 code for a protein of 278 amino acids. Gene Ontology annotation, biological process: regulation of cyclin-dependent protein serine/threonine kinase activity; regulation of canonical Wnt signaling pathway. The transcript has 9 exons. Gene Ontology annotation, cellular component: plasma membrane; cytoplasmic cyclin-dependent protein kinase holoenzyme complex. The record is from RefSeq and is a predicted model, not a curated record. Gene Ontology annotation, molecular function: cyclin-dependent protein serine/threonine kinase activator activity; protein kinase binding. NCBI's taxonomy places the organism in Eukaryota, Metazoa, Chordata, Aves, Cuculiformes, Cuculidae.